CAGGAGAGUGGGAAAGUGAAGGCAUCCCACUUGGGUGAUGCCAUGCGAAGCGCUGGCAUGAACCCCACCAAUGCCGAGGUUUCGCAAGUUGCUCAGCGAGCAGGGUCCAACUCUGAAGUGACUCUGGAGAGUUUCUGUCAAUUGAUGCAGGAGGCUUUGGCCGAAUGGUCCUCAAGGGAUCAGGCUCAAGAGCUGCUAAGCAGCUUUCAAGUCUUCGAUGCAGAGGGUACUGGUUUUCUUUCGCAGCAGAAGAUCCUGGAGAUCAUGCGCAUGGGAGGCAACCCGUUCCCCGAUACCAAGAUGCAGGAGAUGUUGAAGGGUGUUCCGCUGAAUAGUGAAGGUUCAGUGGAGUACCGCUGGCUGAUUCCGUAUCUCUUGGGCCCAUCGCUGGGUCCAGU
This is a messenger RNA of Cladocopium goreaui, 398 nucleotides long. NCBI's taxonomy places the organism in Eukaryota, Dinophyceae, Suessiales, Symbiodiniaceae. The record is from the annotation of a GenBank genome assembly.